Messenger RNA from Miniopterus natalensis, 1192 nucleotides. It is a transcript of the gene MRPS18B, whose product is annotated as mitochondrial ribosomal protein S18B. Gene Ontology annotation, biological process: mitochondrial translation. Gene Ontology annotation, cellular component: mitochondrion; ribosome. Gene Ontology annotation, molecular function: structural constituent of ribosome. The record is from RefSeq and is a predicted model, not a curated record. NCBI's taxonomy places the organism in Eukaryota, Metazoa, Chordata, Mammalia, Chiroptera, Miniopteridae.
UCUACCUUGCCCGCCCCUUUCUCGCUUCCGUCCUGACGCAAGUGCGUGGCUGCCGGCCGCGCUGCAGGCUGGUCCUUGGCCCUGCCCUAGUCAGUUUCCCGGAGCAUGCGCAGUCGCCUUCCCGGCCAUUCCGGGUUUGCGCGUACGUCAAGAUGGCGGCCUCCCUGUCGAAUAAGCUGCUGAGGUGCCUUCCUAGUCUUUCGUCCUUCAGGGGUGCCUACGGAGUUCAGGUUCCCCUCCAAACUCUCUGCACCAAAGCCCCCCUUGAGAAAGAUUCUUUGCCCCCGGUGCCCAUUUCCCCUUAUAAGAAUGAACCCUGGAAAUACCUGGACUCAGAAGAAUACCAGACCCGCUAUGGUUCUCGCCCAGUCUGGGCUGACUACCGUCGCAACCACAAAGGUGGAGUACCCCCGCAGCGGACUCGAAAGAUGUGUAUUCGUAAAAAUAAAGUUGCUGGGAAUCCCUGCCCUAUCUGCCGGGAUCACAAGUUGCACGUUGACUUUAGGAACGUGAAGCUCUUGGAACAGUUUGUCUGUGCUCACACGGGUAUCAUCUUCCAUGCGCCAUACACAGGAGUCUGUAUGAAGCAGCACAAGAAGUUGACCCAGGCCAUCCAGAAAGCCAGGGAUCAUGGUCUCCUUAGUUAUCACAUUCCCCAGGUUGAACCUCGGGACCUUGACUUCAGUAACUCUCAUGGAGCUGUGAGUGCUACUCCACCAGCUCCCACCCUGGUUUCAGGAGACCCCUGGUAUCCAUGGUACAGCUGGAAACAGCCACCAGAGAGAGAGCUGUCCCGCCUUCGUCGGCUGUAUCAAGGCCAUCUCCGAGGAGAGAGUGGCCCCCCACCUGAGUCAAUGCCAGAGGUGCCACUCACAAAGCCAGCGGAAGCCUCCACUGAACAUGCAGGCUCCCAGAGGCCUCUCUAGGAGCUAUAGACUGGGAAGGACGUGGAGGGAUUGGGAGAUAAUGCCUAGGAAUUACUUGCUGGGCCAAUGGCAGGUCCAGCGUCAGUAAAAGGAAAUAAUUGUUGUUGGAGGGGAUAAAUACAUGUGAGGCUGAGAGAGGGCAGUACAGAUGUGAAAAACCCUAAUCCCCACGCAGUGUAACUAGAUGGGCUCAACCUUCUCUUGCUGUUUCAGACCCCUGCCUGCUCGGCUCUUCCACAAUAAAGCUGUGUCUCCUUUCCUCUGGA